This is a messenger RNA of Apus apus (common swift), 5416 nucleotides long. It is a transcript of the gene EPB41L2, whose product is annotated as erythrocyte membrane protein band 4.1 like 2. The record is from RefSeq and is a predicted model, not a curated record. Gene Ontology annotation, molecular function: structural molecule activity; actin binding. Gene Ontology annotation, biological process: cortical actin cytoskeleton organization. Bases 153 to 3410 code for a protein of 1085 amino acids. Gene Ontology annotation, cellular component: plasma membrane; cytoskeleton. The transcript has 24 exons. Lineage: Eukaryota; Metazoa; Chordata; Aves; Apodiformes; Apodidae.
CGGCGGUUGGGAACUUGGGUUUCGCCGGGGAGCGGGAGCGGCCGUUGGGGCGGCAGGUAAAGAAGAUAUUGAGCUGUUACUCAGUUGUUAUAGUUGAUUGCAUUCUACUAGCCUUCAAGACUUGUGUUGGAGUUAAAGUGUAAGUUGUGACAAUGACAACUGAAGUAGGCUCAGAGACUGAAGUAAAGAAAGAUUCUGAGCAUCUGGGACCAGACAAACCCAAGGACAAACCUGGAAAAGCAUCAGAGACUUCAGAUAACCAGAAGUCCAGGGAAACAUCCUCUGAGGAAACUCAAGAUUCUUCCUCUGUCCCAGCAGCAACUAGCCAAAGCAGUCCACGUAGCCAAAAGAAGGAAAAAGCUUCACCUGAAAGCAAGGGUAUUUCUCGUUUCCUUCCCCCCUGGCUUAAGAAACAAAGAUCAUACACCUUGGCAGAGCCCAAAGAUGAAGCCAAGAAAAGGACCACAGGGGAAGAACAAGUAGUUGAAGAAAGUGAAUGCCCUCCACCAAUGGGGGUGGCUCAGCCAAAAAAGAGCUUAGAAGAAACAGCUGCUGAAAAUCGGCAUAAUGCUAAAGCAGAUGACAAAGAAGAAAAGCACUCUGUUAGUAGUGCUGAAACACAGCCUGCCAAAGAAGAUGGUAAAGGAGAGAAAGCUGCAGAGAAAAAGGAAGAAAAAGAACAAAGGGAGACAAAAGAAGUACAGACAACUGAAAUUAAAACAGAAAACAUUCUUCAGAAGUCUCCCAAGAAAAUGAAAACUGUGCAGUGUAAAGUGAUGCUUCUGGAUGGCACAGAAUACAGCUGUGACCUCGAGAAAAGAGCAAAAGGCCAAGUGCUGUUUGACAAAGUGUGUGAGCAUCUCAAUUUACUGGAAAAGGACUAUUUUGGACUAUUGUUUUAUGAGAAUUCAGAACAGAAGAACUGGCUAGAUUCUUCAAAGGAAAUUAAGAGACAAAUUCGAAGUUUACCUUGGAUAUUCACCUUUAAUGUGAAGUUUUAUCCUCCUGAUCCUUCACAGUUGACUGAAGACAUCACUAGAUACUUCUUGUGCCUACAGCUUCGUCAGGAUAUUCUUUCUGGUCGACUGCCGUGUUCUUUUGUGACUCAUGCCCUCCUUGGUUCGUAUACCCUGCAGGCUGAGCUGGGUGAUCAUGACCCAGAGGAGCACCGUGGUGACUACAUAAGUGAAUUCCAGUUUGCACCCAAUCAAACUCAAGAAAUGGAAGAGAAAGUAGCUGAGCUACACAAAACCCACAGGGGCUUGACUCCAGCACAGGCAGAUUCCCAGUUCCUAGAAAACGCUAAGAGACUCUCCAUGUAUGGAGUGGAUUUACAUCAUGCCAAGGAUUCUGAAGGUGUGGAUAUCAUGCUGGGUGUAUGUGCUAAUGGACUGCUCAUUUACAAAGACAGACUCCGGAUCAACCGCUUUGCUUGGCCAAAAAUUCUGAAGAUUUCCUAUAAGCGAAGUAAUUUCUACAUCAAAGUCAGGCCAGCAGAACUGGAACAGUUUGAGAGCACUAUUGGGUUCAAACUGCCCAAUCAUCGGGCUGCUAAAAGAUUGUGGAAAGUUUGUGUGGAGCACCAUACUUUCUUCAGGCUUGUAUCACCAGAACAGCCUCCGAAAGCAAAGUUCCUGACCCUGGGUUCCAAGUUCCGCUACAGUGGCCGCACACAAGCUCAGACACGCCAGGCAAGCAACCUCAUAGACAGACCUGCUCCACACUUUGAGCGCACUUCGAGCAAACGUGUGUCCAGAAGCCUUGAUGGAGCUCCCAUGGGUAUCUCAGAUCAAAGUCUGCUAAGAGACUUCCCUUCUACUGGAGGACAAGCUGCUGGAGUUAAAAUCAUUGACAUUGAAGCUGCCGGUCAGGCCAAGUUAAAAGAAGGUGAUGGAGAAGAAGAUGGAAGCCCAAUCAAAACUCCACAAUUAGAAUUGACUCAGGAUGGAAAGAGCAAUUCCUUGAGAGUAGACGGGGAAAAUAUUUAUGUCAGACAUAGCAAUUUAAUGUUGGAGGACCUGGAUAAGACCCAGGAAGACUUACUGAAACACCAGGCUAGCAUUAGUGAGCUCAAGCGCAAUUUCAUGGAAUCCACACCUGAACCUCGCCCAAAUGAGUGGGAAAAGCGCCGUAUCACACCUCUGUCCCUCCAGACACAAGGGAAAAAAGGAGACCACAUUUUCCAAGUGAAAACGCUGCCUGGGAAGGAGAAGCAAUGGACUGCAAUGGCAUGGAUUGCUGAAGCAAAACCAGAGGAAACCGAUAAGAGCCUAGAAGAGGAGAUAACGUCCAUUUUAUUUAGCAAGGCGGCCUUUGGCGCCAGCCCGAGGCCAGCAGAGGGCGCUGCAGGGGAGGACACCGCCGGCACCGCACCGCCCCCACAGAGACAUGCUGCCAGAGCAGAAGGGCCUUGUACUGGAGUCAGCGAUGCUGAUAAGAGUUCACAUGAGACUCUGGACAUAGUGGAGGAGAAGAAGCAGGCAGAGGUUGGGAUAGAAGAAACACUAGUCGUAGACGAAACCAACAAAGGGAAAAUGCAAGUUGCCACUGAUGCUGGGGAAACAUGUAAGGUGGAUCACCCGUCAAAAAAGGACUCUUCAUCAUUGCCAUCAGAUAGUAGCAGCAGCAGCAGUAGUAGUGAGAGUGAGGAUGAAGAGGUGGGAGAAUACCAGCCACAUCAUAGGGCAAUUGAGGAAGUCAUCAGGGAAGAACAGGAAGAAGAGGAAGAUGUGAAAAGGGAAGAAUGUGAAGAAAAAAGGCAACCUGUGGAAGCCACGCCAGAAGGCAGUAAACUAAAUGUACCAGUUGAGCACACACAAGUUAAAGCUGAAGAUUUGCUCCAGAAAAAUGUAGUUACCAUAGCUACAGAAGAGAAGAAUUUGUCAGAGGAAAUUAAGCAGGAUUUAGGUGAAGAAAAAGAGGAAGAACAGCUCAAACUCAAUGGAGAUGUGUCUCAUGUUGACAUUGAUGUUGCACCAGAAAUAAUUUGUUGUUCUGAGCCUCCAGUAGUGAAAACAGAGAUGGUAACCAUUUCAGAUGCCACACAGAGAACUGAAAUCUCCACUAAAGAAGUUCCAAUUGUUCAAACAGAAACUAAAACUAUCACAUACGAAUCUCCACAGUUUGAUGGCAGUCCUGGUGGUGAUGCUGGCAUGCUGCUGAGUGCACAGACAAUUACGUCGGAGUCCAUUUCUACUACCACAACUACACAUAUCACAAAGAUGGUAAAAGGUGGGGUGUCAGAAACAAGAAUUGAGAAGCGCAUUGUCAUUACGGGAGAUGCUGACAUUGACCAUGAUGAGGCCCUGGCACAAGCAAUCAAAGAAGCCAAAGAACAGCACCCUGACAUGGCUGUCACAAGAGUGGUGGUGCACAAAGAAACUGAACUUGCUGAGGAAGAUGAAGAGUAAAAUAAAAACUGCCCUCAAGCAUAUACUUCAGCUUUAAGAGACUUCUAGAAAUGAUGAGGACUAUUCAUAAAAUGCCAGAAAUGUAUGAAAAACAAGACAUGGACUUGAUUCCAAACUUGAUGUAAGCACUGUAAGUUUUAUUCCUGUAUCAGAGUUUCUAAGUGCUGACGAUUUCACUGUCAGGUAUCUCUUCUGUGGUCCAGAGGACCUCCUGGAUGCUAGAACUAUAAUGUUUGUUUAGAUUAUCUGAGUUUAUAAAUUAAUUUUUGGCCAGUUUUCCUCUGAUCUUGCUGAGAAGCUGGAGAUUUUAUACCACAUUGGAGCUAAGUCUGAGCUACCCCCUGAAAAUGUCUUCAGUUUAAGUCAGAUUAUUGUGUGUUUGAAAAAGGAAUGAAUAAUUUUUGCUCAUAAGUGUACAAAUCAAGAAAGCAACAUGGAUCAAGUUUGGAAAUGCUAGUUUAGCACUCAUUUGGGUAUUGUUAUAACAGCAAUACUUUUGUAAUUAUUAUAACUUCAUAUAAUGCUAUAAACUGUGGAAAUAACAAAGGGGGCAUUGCUUGUGAGAGAGGAUUGAGGAAAAGUCACGAAAUUAGGAACACAGAGCAUAUCUGUUUUCUCACUACCUUUAUUUCAAUGUUCAGUUGGACUUUUUUGUAGCUUCAUUGCUUAGUGACACUGAAAAUGUAUAUAGUAAGCUCCAGCUUUGUUUUGAAAGCACAAGAGAGGACAUGGAACUACACUAAACUGGGAGAUAGGUGUAUGUGGACGAGUCCUCACAUCAUAUAAAUGCUCCAGAAGGGCUUGGAAAAAUCCACAGCACUUUUGACAGAGGUAUCAGUUUGUAGCAAGGGUAAUGCCUGUGAUCUUUAUAAUUUCACUGGUCCCUUGGUACACAGCAACAUUAAAGAUGCAUGCUCAAGCCAUCCUUCUCAUUUUUUCAGCAUUUACAUAGAAGGAUCUGAGGUAGAAAGAUACACUGACAGCAGAACAGAUAUUUUUGUUUUGCAAGGAUUUACUAUUAUAAUAUGUCCUACCAUUGCAUUUUCAUUUAUUAUUUAUCAGUAUGAAUUUAAAGGUCUUGGGAGCAGGGAUUGUGGCCAGCUACAAAGUUGAUUCUGUUCUUCAUCAAAUAUUUAACUACUUUGUAAAUAUUUUAUUCAGCAUAAACAUUCAAAGAAUUUCUUCCGUCUGCUGAGGAUGUUUUUUUGCUUUUUUGAAAAACACAUACAUUGUGGAAUGGUGUUUGCAAUAUAUUGGAGUGUCAGAUGUUCUUUUCUGAGUUUGCCCAUUGCAUUCGAGCUCUUGAAAUGCUUGUGAGAGAGUAAGAAAGAACUCAUAUGAUAAGACAUUUCACCAUACUGCUGUUGUAUUUGAUUUGAGACCCGGUGACUUUUUUGACUGAUGAUGCCUUUCAGUUAAACAUUAAAGAAAAAAUGUGGUUGCCUAAACAUAAGCCACCUGAGGUGCCUUCAGUAUCUGUCUGCAGCUUGGACUAUCAGGAGCCCUAUGCCCUCCAGCAGCAGCAACUGAAAGGCAGGUGGGACUGCAGGAACAGCUCUAGGCUGUGGCAUUUAGGCAGUGGAGUCAUGCAUGAGUUUUGAUUAGUUCUUUGUAAGGUGCUGAAAGCUCUGCCCGAUGACUGUGGCAGUAUUGUUUGUGUAGACUUAUUUUCCCUAAUUACACUCUGACUCUGAAGGCUUAUUAGUUGAACAAAUAAUCUUCAUUUUUUUUAUUGUGGAUCAAAGUUUUCAUCAAACUGUGCAAGAGGUGACUUAAAAUAUUAUGGGAAUUUUGUGGUUGGAAACCAUACACUAAAGCAAGAAGCACUGAUAGAAAAUGAAUUUCUGUUUACCCCAUGGUUGAAGAGGGCUGUAGUUACUGCAACAUUUCCUUAUGAAAUAACCUGCCCCCAAAAUAACCUAUAUGAAAAAAAAUAUUUCUUGACUCUGAUGCUGUGACAUUCACAUAGUAUCUGUUAUGAACGCUUAUGUAAUUUUUCUCCUUCC